AUUGGUUGGUCACAAAAGAAAAGACAUGUGACAAGGCAAGAGAGACAAAUGGGAAGGUCCUGUUGUUUCUAACGCACCUAGCUUUCCUAAGUUCGAAACUUUUUCCUUUGGACGCAGGUUUCUUAGUUUGAAAGUAAUAAUGAGUAAUCUUGAACAGGUAUCAUCGAACAAAUGUUUUGGAGGCUUCCAGAAAGUCUUCAAACAUUCCAGUUCUGAAUUGAAAUGUGAAAUGAAAUUCGGUAUUUAUUUACCUGCGAAAUCUGAAUUUGGCAAACUUCCUGUGCUCUAUUGGCUUUCCGGUGCGACAUGUAGUGAGCAAAAUUUCAUAACAAAAUCUGGUUUCCAAAGAUAUGCAGCAGAACACAACAUCAUCGUUGUUGCACCUGAUACAUGUCCAAGGGCAUUUUAUGAGCGCAAAGAUGAUGGCUAUGACCUUCAAAAGGAUGUUGCUUCCUAUGUGGAUGCAACUCAACCAAAAUGGAGCACCAACUACCGAAUGUAUUCUUACAUUGUCAAAGAGCUGCCAAAAUUGAUAGAAUCCAACUUCCCAGUCUUACCAGAAAAGAAAUCCAUUUCUGGCCAUAGCAUGGGUGGACAUGGUGCCUUGACAAUCGCCUUAAAGAAUCCAACAAAGUAUAAGUCUGUGAGUGCCUUGUCCCCAGUCUCUAACCCAAUUCUUUCUCACUUGAGCAAAGAGGCCUUUAAGGAACAUUUGGGUGAAAAUGAAGAUGAUUGGCAUGAAUAUGAUACUUGUAGUUUGAUGAGGAAGAACGGAAGUCCAUUUGCUGACAUCCUCAUUGACCAGGGUUUGGCUGAUAUCUUUCUAAAGGAUGUGUUAUUAACAGAGAAUUUGGAGAAGGUUGUUCGGGAGAAAAAUGUUGCAGCCACAAUCCGGAAACAUGAGGGCUACGGCCACGGUUACUACUUCAUCGCGUCUUUUAUUGGUGACCACAUUAAGUAUCAUGCUAAAUUUCUAAAUGAAGCAAGCAAAUACUGAUAUAUAGACCGUUUUUUUUCCUGCCGGUUGAAGUUUUCAGAAGAAAUAACAGAUUUAUGUUUGGUAUUUUUAUAACUAAUUAAAAUAUCUGGUGCUAAUCAAUACCUUGUUAUCAAUUUUCUUUUCCUGCUUAUUGCAGCAUUUAAAUAAAAAUCAUAAACUUGUAUUC
Octopus sinensis (East Asian common octopus) is the source of this 1166-nucleotide messenger RNA. Its product is annotated as S-formylglutathione hydrolase-like. The record is from RefSeq and is a predicted model, not a curated record. Gene Ontology annotation, biological process: formaldehyde catabolic process. Gene Ontology annotation, cellular component: cytosol. Lineage: Eukaryota; Metazoa; Mollusca; Cephalopoda; Octopoda; Octopodidae. Gene Ontology annotation, molecular function: S-formylglutathione hydrolase activity.